This is a messenger RNA of Hippocampus zosterae (dwarf seahorse), 2225 nucleotides long. It is a transcript of the gene slc25a51b, whose product is annotated as solute carrier family 25 member 51b. Lineage: Eukaryota; Metazoa; Chordata; Actinopteri; Syngnathiformes; Syngnathidae. The record is from RefSeq and is a predicted model, not a curated record. The transcript has 2 exons. Bases 228 to 1148 code for a protein of 306 amino acids.
CAAUAGUCAUGGGAGUGAAUACAAUUGAGACAGAAGAAGUGGGACCAGUUACUGGGGCUGCAGACACGACCUAGAAGAGCAUUGGCCUAUUUGUUCUUCAGGGAAGUAAACUGGAUGCUCUCCACCUGUCGUUGGGACUGUACAGCGACUGGCCCACACAGCAGGUGUUUAACGAGGAGAGCAGGUCUAAUGUGAUUCUCAAGGAGCACUCAGUCUUCCUUGACACCAUGGACUCUCCAUCAGCCCAGACACCCCCGCCGUCAGCCUCCUUGAGCCAAGGAGGUCACUCCUUGCUUUCCACCGGGCCUCUGAGCGCCAUUCUGGGACCUCAAGGAAAGCAUUACGUCUGCGGCUCCAUCGCGGCUUUCACCAACAUCAUGGUGACCUUUCCCAUCCAGAAGGUUCUCUUUCGCCAACAGCUACACGGCGUCCUGGCGGUCGAGGCGGUCCGUCAGCUCCAGAAGGACGGCCUCCGAAACCUGUACAGGGGGCUGCUCCCACCGCUGCUCCAGAAGAGCACCACCGUGGCUAUUAUGUUCGGCUUGUACCAGGACUUCUCCCGAGUUCUUCUGGAGCGGGCCGAGGGCAGCGGUGUGCCGGAGCUGGUCACGAGAAGCUUUGCCGCCGCGCUGGCGGGGACAGCGGAGGCCUUCCUGGCCCCCUUUGAGCGUGUGCAGACGCUCCUUCAGGACCACCGACACCACGGACGCUUCAACAACACGGCUCACACCUUCAGGACACUCCUGACAGAGUACGGUUUCCGGGAGUGCUACCGUGGGCUCGUGCCCAUAUUACUCCGCAACGGCCCGAGCAACGUGCUCUUCUUCGGGCUGCGAGGACCCAUAAAGGAACAGCUCCCUGAAGCCACCAGCCGGGCCGGUCACCUCGUUAACGAUUUUGUAUGCGGGGGCGUUCUUGGGGCGGCACUCGGCAUCAUGUUCUACCCGUUAAAUGUGAUCAAGUCGCGGGCUCAGUCUCGAGUGGGCGGAGCCUUCCAGCCGUGCGGUCAGGUGUUGCUCAUGGUGUGGCGGGAGCGAGGUGGAAGCGUGGCCAUGCUCUUUCGGGGGGCCCACCUCAACUACCACCGCUCACUCCUCUCCUGGGGCAUCAUCAAUGCCACCUACGAGCUUCUGCUGAAGCUCAUAUGAGAGUGUGAGAGAGAAAAUGGUGUGGCCAAUCUAGUCAGGAGGACGAGGGUGACGAUGUAUGAACAAAUGGAGAUAUGGCGUAAUGAUUUUUCCAGAGAGAUGACGUUGCACGUUGUGGGGGAUAACAUUCGGUAAUAGUUGACCGUAUACGACACAUGACUUUGUGUAACUGUCACAUGAUUUCAACUGUACACAAGGGUCCAAUGCAAAAAAAAAAAAAGUCUUGCUUUCCUCUUUGUGCAAAACUUCUGCCCAGCACCCUUUUUUGUGUUUUGUUUACAGUGUCAAGGAGAAGUUAUUCUAGGAGUUUUGUAUUUUGUGGGACAUUAUCUCUGUUGGUUUGAUUGAGAACAAUCACUAAUUUGUCUACGUCACCACUUACCAUUACUGAAUUCUCCCAAGGAAUUGUUUAAAAGGGGAAUCAAUGGAUUGGCCCUAAAUUUAUUUCACUCGAUGGAUCAUUGCAGCCACCUUCACCUUGACCAGGAGUAAGCCUCAGAACCUGUCCAACCUGUCAGUACAUUUAAUUGGCGUCUUUUAAUCUCAGCAACCGUACAUAAAGCCACCGUUAUUAUGGCCAUGCACUUCUGCUGCAUUUGUAUUUAUUACUAGCAAAGUAUUUAAUAUAAUGAGCUCAAAAACUACUUUUCUUCUUUUUGUGUCACUGACAUUUAUUUUGGGCUCUGCAUUCACGUGUCCUGUCCUUCCUCAUGCCACGCUUGCACUCCUCUGCUGUCUGUAACAUCUGUUGACAUAAUGGGCUCAUAUUUCACACUCGAGUAGCUACAGCCACUCAGCAUGCAGCCAUCUCUGACCGCCUGGAGAUGCGUACAGGCGGCGCCGUUUGGGCACACAGAACCAUAAUGGCGGCAGAGGAAAAUGUUCAGUGGCACAAAAUGCUCAAGCUGCCAUGUAAAUGGACCACUUGGCCUAUUUCUUAACUGCGUUUCAUUUUCAACAGUCUACAAAGUGUUGCCUUUUAUAUGGUUGGGCUUUAUGAAUAUGAAUGCUUUUACCCUAAAGCACAAACGGCUCAAGCCGUUCCUCACAACCAAAUAAAAUGUUUGUCAGUCUGAA